AUGCCUGCUCUAGACGCUCCCGAGGAGAGGCUGAGGAAGUUCAAAUACCGAGGCAAAGAUGGAUCCAUGAGGCGGCACCAGCGCCUGGUGGCUAGCCUGGAGCUCCGGAAGGCCAGGAAAGAUGAGCAGGCCUUGAAGAGGAGGAAUAUCACCAAUUUCCCUCCUGGACCAGCUUCGGAAAAGCCUGCCAAAGAGGUGCGUAUCAGCCUCAAUCUGGAUGAAAUCGUGAGAGGUGUGAACAGCUCAGACCCUGACCUUUGCUUCCAGGCCACCCUUGCAGUCAGGAAAAUGCUGUCCCAGGAAAGGAACCCGCCUCUGAAGAUGAUUAUCGACAUGGGGCUCAUCCCCAGGCUGGUGGCGUUCCUGCGGUCAUCACUGCCCGUCUUGCAGUUUGAGGCAGCCUGGGCUUUGACCAACAUCGCUUCGGGGACCUCGGAGCAGACUCGAGCCGUGGUGGACGCGGGCGCCAUCCAGCCUCUGAUUGAGCUCCUGAGCUCUACCAGUGCGGCCGUGUGUGAGCAGGCCGUGUGGGCUCUUGGCAACAUAGCCGGUGAUGGCCCCGAGUUCAGAGAUGCUGUCAUUUCAAGCAAUGCCAUCCCACAUCUGCUGGCCCUGGUUUGCCCAACUAUAACAGUCACAUUUCUACGGAACAUCACGUGGACCUUGUCCAACCUGUGCCGGAACAAGAAUCCAUAUCCUUGCGACGAGGCGGUGAGGCAGCUGCUGCCUGUCCUCUUCCGCCUUCUGCACCACCAUGACGGGGAGAUUGUCUCGGACACCUGCUGGGCCUUGUCCUACCUCACUGAGGGCUGCAACGAGCGCAUUGACCGAGUGGUCCACAUUGGGGUCUUGCCCAGGCUGGUAGAACUCACGGCCAGCCAGGAGCUCAGCAUCCUGAUUCCUUCUCUCCGCACCGUGGGGAACAUUGUCACAGGAACUGAACACCAGACCCAGAUGGCCAUCGAUGCAGGCCUGCUGAAGGUGCUACCCCACCUCCUGAGGCACCCCAAAACCUCCAUCCAGAAGGAGGCGGCCUGGGUCCUAAGCAACGUGGCUGCAGGAUCUCAACAGCAAAUCCAACUGCUGAUUGUGUACGACUUGCUGCCUCUCUUGGUGACUCUGCUGAAAAAUGGGGAGUUUCAAGUCCAGAAGGAGGCAGUCUGGACGGUGGCCAACUUCACAAUGGGGGCCACUGUGAGCCAGUUGUUCCAGCUGGUCUACUCGGGGGUCUUGGAGCCCCUGGUGAAUCUGCUCGCCGCCCCAGAUCCCAAGAUUGUCCUCAUCAUCCUUGACGUCAUCUCUUACUUCCUCCAGGAGGCAGAGAAGAUGCACGAGAAGGACAAACUAUGCUUUCUGAUAGAAGGGCUCGGCGGGAUUGAAAGAAUCGAGACCUUGCAGCUGCAUGUGAACCAGCACGUCGCGCAGACCGCCCUGAGCCUCAUCGAGAAGCACUUUGGCGAGGAAGAAGACAAAGACAGCGUUUUAUCAAUCCAGGACAAAUGCUGAGCGUUCUUCAUAAAAUGAUGGCAGAACACCCCAACUUCUCACCCUCAGGGAUAACCUCCUUCAUGAAGCAGCUCUCCUGUGUCUUAGCGUCUCACUGAUCCAAAGCUUUUAAAAUUCCACAUUAAUAAAAGGUUUAGCACAUUA
Molecule: messenger RNA, 1650 nt
Organism: Ochotona curzoniae (black-lipped pika)
Lineage: Eukaryota; Metazoa; Chordata; Mammalia; Lagomorpha; Ochotonidae
Gene: KPNA7
Product: karyopherin subunit alpha 7
Exons: 10
Coding region: 1-1506 (501 amino acids)
Biological process (GO): NLS-bearing protein import into nucleus
Cellular component (GO): cytoplasm; nucleus
Molecular function (GO): protein binding; nuclear import signal receptor activity
Source: RefSeq, a predicted model, not a curated record